Messenger RNA from Acanthosepion pharaonis, 522 nucleotides. Lineage: Eukaryota; Metazoa; Mollusca; Cephalopoda; Sepiida; Sepiidae. The record is from the annotation of a GenBank genome assembly.
AUGGUUUUCCAAGGGUUUUCUCGUUUCCGUUUUCAUUCUAUAAAUGCCUGUUCCGCGGUCGGCUCCACCCGAACUCGCGCCCUAGGCUUCCGUGCUGACCGCGGCGCCCUCCUACUCGUCGCUACAUCGGUCAGGCGCGCGCAUUGUUUCGUUCGUUCCAGCGCAAGCGCUCCUCGCCGCGACGGUCCGGCAUUGGUCCGUCGCUCCAGCUCCAUAAAUUUUCGGGGCCGGUCGAUUCGGCAGGUGAGUUGUUACACACUCCUUAGCGGAUUCCGACUUCCGUGGCCACCGUCGGCGAUUCGCGUCGCUGCUGCUGCUGCCGCCGUGGCCGCCGUCGCUGCCGUCGUGGCUCCUCCUCUCCAUUCCUCGCGAUCACCCGCACCACUUCUUCCUCGGCAUCAUAUGGUGCGGACGCUUCGGCGCGACGCUCACAAUCCGCACGACCGGCACCGGACGCACUUCCCCUCCGGUCCGUCGUCGCGACCCGUUCCCGGCGUGCAGGUCGACGCGCGGUGUCCGUAG